This is a messenger RNA of Rhododendron vialii, 1212 nucleotides long. RefSeq lists its product as uncharacterized. The record is from RefSeq and is a predicted model, not a curated record. The coding region runs from base 137 to 853 and encodes 238 amino acids. NCBI's taxonomy places the organism in Eukaryota, Viridiplantae, Streptophyta, Magnoliopsida, Ericales, Ericaceae. Gene Ontology annotation, cellular component: GID complex; extrinsic component of membrane. Gene Ontology annotation, biological process: protein catabolic process in the vacuole; proteasome-mediated ubiquitin-dependent protein catabolic process; protein targeting to vacuole. The transcript is spliced from 8 exons.
GUUUCGAAAAACUGAGGGCUAAUUUGUUGUUGGAAUCAAACUCUGUGGUUAUUUUGCAAUAUGCUGCCAGUUUUCCUCGUUCGACCUCUAACUAUCCGGUUUAUCUGAACCGGGUUUUCUUGUUCGACCUCUCACAAUGAGGGAUCCUGUGUUCGAUACCCCUACGAAGUACGAAGUGAUUACUGUUCUUUUUGCUGGGACUCGAAAAAUGCCUGUGAGAGUGGUGGAGAAUUCGGCACCUUCUCAGGUUUCAGGUGCAAAUCCUGGCCACACAUCACCCCCUGCUUGUACACUUUUAAGUGUUGGACAGGCAUUUUCUGGAACUCAGAAUGUUUCUAGCCUACAAAAGGACGAAGCAUGGAGAGUUAACGUGAGAAUCCAAGGUUGUGACCUUGAUCAUGGUUACCUUUGUGGCACAAUGGAAGCUCUUAAUGUUCCAAUGGCAGACACACCAGUGGUAACCUUCUGGGAAGGGGAAAUUGUUGAUGCAAAGAAUCAUACAUUCUUCACUGGAAAAUGGGAAGCAACGUCAGAAGUAGACAUAAGGCACUGGACCAAGUUUCCAUCUUUCUCUCCCCUUUUGAGCCAAGUGGAAGUUGAUGGCGGAAGAUCUCUCGACCUGAGUAGCUAUCCCUACAUAUUCAUGAGAUGGAAAGAGCAGUACUUCGUGAAUGUUGGAACUGACUGUGGGUUAACUAUAGCUGGUUUUUACUAUGUUUGCUUCUCUUGUAGUGACGGCUCCAUCAAUGGCUUCUAUUAUGAUCCAAAUAGCAGUCCAUUCCAGAAACUUGAGCUGAAAUCCAACCAUGAAGGAAGGUCGGGUUUCAGUUUCUCUUCAUAUGAGUUGCAGUAAACGAGACUGGGAGAUUGUUUCUCCGUCUGGCGCCAGAGAGAUUUUGGGCAUUCCGUCAAGCAUUCGCCCCCUGUGCAGUGGUAUUUACGGGUAGUUGUGUUACAAAGUUCAUGAAAGUUUAGGUGGCAGUCGUUGGAUGAACAAAGACCAGUAGAUGUGCCGUGCUUCUCCAUUGUUUGUAUUGUAUACUCAUUCCCAUUGUUUAAACAUAUAACGGUAGAGUUCAAUUCUAAAAUUCUAGGCCUCUCUCUCUCUCUCUCUCUCUCUCUCUCUCUCUCUCUCUCUCUCUCUCUCUCUCUCUCUCUUAAUAGGUGAAAAUUUUGGCAACUUGUAUGAAAGUUGUAAUAUUUUGGCUUUUA